Ochlerotatus camptorhynchus is the source of this 821-nucleotide messenger RNA. RefSeq names its product protein-lysine N-methyltransferase CG9154. The transcript has 3 exons. The record is from RefSeq and is a predicted model, not a curated record. Gene Ontology annotation, molecular function: nucleic acid binding; protein-lysine N-methyltransferase activity. Gene Ontology annotation, biological process: methylation. Lineage: Eukaryota; Metazoa; Arthropoda; Insecta; Diptera; Culicidae. Bases 104 to 787 code for a protein of 227 amino acids.
AAGUGCAGCUUUGGUUCUUUUGAUCCGGAUUUCGGAUUUCCGUGCGGUGCGGGCGUCGGGUUCUCGUUUCAUUUGUAAUAAUUCGGUAGUAAAAUAGUAAACCAUGUCGCUAGCCCAAUAUCACAUUGAUAGUGAUGAUGAUUGCCGGCUGCCCGCGGAUACCUUGCUGGUGCUGCAGCAGUUCCUUCAGGAGAAGGAAUUGCGCGAGAAGGCAGAAGAAACCGGUGAAUUAGCUGGAAACACAGGUUUCGAGGAAAAUUGGCAACUUAGCCAGUUUUGGUAUAAUAAUGAUACAAAGGAAAAAUUGGCAUUAAUUGUAAAUCAUUUCAAAGAACGAUUUGCCUCUGAUGGAAAAGAACUGCGAGUAGCUCUGCUUUCUUCCCCGUCGCUCUAUCAUCACGUAAAGGAUGUUGCUGAAAAGGUAACAUUGUUCGAGUUUGAUGAACGAUUUGCAUCUAUUGGAUCGGACUUCCAACAUUUCGAUUACAACUGUGCCGUUGAGAACGAUUAUUUGGACGAAUUCAGUGAAGCCUUCGAUCUUAUCAUAGCUGAUCCUCCAUUCUUGUCGGAGGAAUGCAUCGAAAAAAUGGGUAUCGUAGUUCGUAAGAUUUCCAAACCACAUUGUAAAACUAUUCUCUGUUCAGGCUACGCCGUACGUGAUUGGGCUAAAACGUUUUUAAAUCUUGAUAUUUGCAAAUUCGAGCCUCAGCACGAAAGGAAUUUAGGGAAUGAAUUUUCUUCUUAUGCCAAUUUCGAUUUGGAUAGUGUGUUCGCAGAAAAGAUGUAGCUUUAUUUAAUGACGAAAAACAUUACAAACAAAA